UUCUUAACUGACUUGCCUAGUUAAAUAAAGGUUAAAUAAAAUUCAACAAGGUAAUAAUUAAGGCAAUGACAACAUGGUUAUGAGGCUUAGGAUACAGCUAGGAAGUUGUGUUACUACUGGUAUACAAUGUUAUAUCUAUGCUGAUUAUGCAUGUUCUAUGAAUUGUAUUUCUAUUGUAGUGACCUUUAAUCCCAACACCUAGCAACCUUGUCAAGAGCUUUGGAUCUCUUGGUGUAACAGCUAAGGUGUUGGGUUGACAGACGCUGGACCUGGGUUCGAGUCCUUGUCAGGAAUGCCCCCUGAGUUAGCUAUACUAUAACCCACCCCUCCUCUCUCUCCUCUCAGAUCUAAACUUAGAGGACCAUGGGAGGUGUGGUGGUGGACGAGGGACCUGGGGGGGUGAAGGCACCAGACGGGGGGUGGGGCUGGGCUGUGCUGUCCGGCUGUUUCGUCAUCACUGGGUUCUCCUACGCCUUCCCCAAGGCUGUCAGCGUGUUCUUCAAGGAACUGAUCAGAGAGUUCGAAGUGGGGUAUAGCGACACAGCAUGGAUCUCAUCUAUACUGCUGGCUAUGCUCUACGGCACAGGUCCUCUGUGCAGUGUGUUGGUGAAUCGUUACGGGUGUCGUCCGGUGAUGAUGGUGGGGGGACUUUUUGCCUCUCUGGGGAUGAUUCUGUCUUCCUUCUCCACCAGCAUCAUCCACAUCUACCUGUCUACUGGAGUCAUUACAGGUCUGGGCCUGGCGUUGAACUUCCAGCCAUCUCUGAUCAUGCUGAAUCGCUACUUCAGUGAGAAGAGGCCCCUGGCUAACGGCCUGGCUGCUGCUGGGAGCCCUGUGGCCCUCUGCUGCUUAUCACCUCUGGGACAGCUGUUGCAGUACCAGUACGGUUGGAGAGGAGGCUUCCUCAUCCUGGGGGGUCUACUGCUCAACUGCUGCGCUUGCGCAGCCCUCAUGAGGCCCCUAGUGGCCCCUCCUAAAAGCACCCAGCUGGAACUGGAAGAUGUAGAGAAGGAGGGAAAAGAGUUGGAGGUAGAGAAGACCCCGUCCAAACGCAAACCGCUCCUGGACUUCAGUGUGUUUAAGGAUAGGGGUUUCCUGAUCUACACCAUAGCUGCGUCUAUUAUGGUUCUGGGUCUGUUUGUGCCGCCGGUGUUCGUGGUGAGCUAUGCCAAAGAGCUGGGCAACGAAGACACUAAGUCGGCCCUCCUCCUAACCAUCCUAGGCUUCAUAGAUAUCUUCGCCCGGCCCACCUGUGGCAUCAUCGCUGGGCUGAAGUGGGUCAGGCCCAGAGUUGUUUACCUGUUCAGCUUCGCCAUGAUCUUCAACGGAUGCACUGACCUGGUGGGAUCUCAGGCGAAGGACUACCCGUCUCUGGUGGUGUUCUGUGUGUUCUUCGGGAUCUCCUACGGCAUGGUCGGGGCGCUACAGUUUGAGGUUCUCAUGGCGAUCGUUGGCACGGAGAAAUUCUCCAGCGCUAUAGGACUGGUGUUGCUCAUGGAAGCUAUUGCUGUGCUGGUGGGACCACCUGGAGCAGGUCGACUGCUGGACGCCACUAAGAACUACAUGUACGUGUUCCUGCUGGCAGGAAUUGAGGUGGUUCUCGCUGCCGUGGUCCUAGCCACGUGUAACUUCCUGUUCAUCAGGAAGAAGCCCGCGGAACCCGCCGCGGAACUGGAGAACGGAACGGUUUCUGCGGAAAUGGAGCUUCUCAACAAGCCUGUUGCCGCUGAGGAAGAGGAGGAAGUAGAGAAGGGGGAGAAAGAGGUGAAGGAGAUGGAGGAGGAGAAGGAGAAAGAGGAGGUGAAGGAGAUGAAGGAGAAAGAGGAGAAGGAGAAAGAGGAGGUGAAGGAGAUGGAGGAAGCGGUUGAGAAAGCGAAGGAGGACGAGGAGGACAGUGAGAAAAAGAAGGAGGAAGAGAAAGAGAAGGAGAUCAGGCCUGAGAGUGUAAUGGGGGUCUCAGAAGAAGUGGAGCGCUUCCUUAAAGAACCAGAAGAACAAAAUGGCGCCGUGCUCUCCAGUUCUGAGACACGUCUGUAGGAGGAAGAGAACCUGGUACAGGACAAACUACAGACUUUACACUUAAACACUGACAAGGGCACUUUAAAGGGCACUAAGAAAUGUACUCCACAGUGUACUUUGAAGGGCACUAAAACGUGUACUUAGAAGUGGGCCAAGAAAGUGCUUAGAGAAGCAUACUGGGGAAGACAGAGCUAGUCCUAGCAGUAUCCUCCUGUAUGUAGUUGAGGUGUUGUGUUGUGUAGCUGUUCUCUGUGGGGCUGUGUGCCAUAUCAACAACAAUAACACACACAAUCAUAAAGUGAAAGUGAUAAAUGUCAAGUGAAUAACCGUGUUAAUAGUGUUGUACACUGCCAUGUGAAUUGUGAAGCUACCAGUGUGUAGUGCUGCAGGGCGAUAUGGUAUACACCAUGUUGUUGUCUGUAAUAAUAUGGAAUAAAUACCAUCCUUCCUACCACUGUUACUCUGGAGCACAACAUUAGAAGUGUUCCGGAACUUUAACCAAACCCAGUGUGGAACAUUCCGCUGUCAUUCAACAUUCCGUUGAGUGGCAGAAUGAGGAAUGAAUGGAUACCUGGGUAUUGUCAGAUGCAUAUCAUUUCACUCAGAGCUUUGACACAGACGUUUAAAGGUAUCGUGAUGUUGAACGGUUGAAUUUCACUCUGUAACCUUUAUUAGACUAGGACACACAGAGAGGGAGGCCAAUGAGAACACCAGACUAGUAUCCCAUGUUACAUUCCUAAUGGCACCCAGAGAGAGAUAGCCUGCUUCUGUUUGUUUCAGUGUCAUAACAUUAACUAUGAUGGCAGAAAUAGGUCACACUGUUUCUAGAGUUCACAGUUUAAUCUGUAGAUGCAGCGUUUGAGUCCCAAAUGGAACUCUUCUCCCUAUAUAGUGCACUGCAUUUUACCAGGGCCCAUAGGGCUCUGGUCAAAACUAGGGCACUAUAUAGGGAAUAGGGUUCCAUUUGGAACAGACAUUAUUAGGUCUGGCAGAACUAGCUGACAGAAACCAGUCCAGAGAAACCAAUGACCUCCCAUGCAGAUCUAAAACACAGAACUUAAAAAAUGUAAUGAUACUUUUAUUAUGUCAGUAUUUGUUAAGGAAGGCUAAUAGCCUCUCCAUUUCAUGAUAAGUUGUAUUUAUGUACUUCCUUGUUCACUGCGUGUGUUCUGUUUUCUAAAGAUAACUUGCAGUGAGACUCUGUGCUACAUGUUAACUGAUAAAGACCAUGUUACGUAGCGGUGUGGCUAUUAUUUUACCUUAGUGCAUCCCACACGGCACCAUAUUCCCUAUAUAGUGCACUAUUGGCCCUGGGCAAAACUUUUUUAAAUGUAUUUAAUCUUUAUUUAACUAGGCUAGUCAGUUAAGAACAAAUUCUUAUUUACAAUGAUGGCCCAAACCCGGAUGAUGCUGGGCCAAUUGUGCACCGCUUUAUGGGACUCCCAAUCACGGCCGGUUGUGAUACAGCCUGGAACCGAACCAGGGUCUGUAGUGACGCCUCUUGCACUGUGAUGCAGUGCCUUAGACCGCUGCGCCACUCAGGAGCCCCCGAAAGUAAUAGGGACUAGGGUCCCACUAGGGUGCAUAGUCACUUUAACUCUACCUACAUGUACAUAUUACCUCAAUUACCUCGACUAACCUGUGCCCCCGCACAUUGACUCUGUACCGGUACCCCCUGUAUACAGCCUCCACAUUGACUCUGUACCGAUACCCUCUGUAUAUAGCCUCGCUACUGUUAUUUAUUAUUGCUCUUUAAUUAUUUGUUAUUUUUCUAUUUUCUUCAAUUUUUUAUUUAUGAAUUUUUUACUUCAGUUUAUUUUAGUAAAUACUUUCUUCACACUUAUUUUUCUUAAAACUGUAUUAUUGGUUAAGGGCUUGUAAGUAAGCAUUUCACUGUAAGAUCUACUACACCUGUUGUGUUUGAAGUAUGUGACAAAUAAAAUUUGAUUUGAUUUGGGAUGCAUCCCUUGUUUAUCUGUUGGGAGCUAUACAAUGAAACUAAACACCUCAAAGAGUUGAUGGAUCUAACACCUCAACGAGUUGAUGGAUCUAACACCUCAACGAGUUGAUGGAACUAAACACCUCAAAGAGUUGAUGGACCUAAACACCUCAACGAGUUGAUGGAACUAAACACCUCAACGAGUUGAUGGAACUAAACACCUCAACGAGUUGAUGGAACUAAAAACCUCAACGAGUUGAUGGAACUAAACACCUCAACGAGUUGAUGGAACUAAACACCUCAACGAGUUGAUGGAGAUAAACACCUCAACGAGUUGAUGGAACUAAACACCUCAACGAGUUGAUGGAACUAAACACCUCAACGAGUUGAUGGAACUAAACACCUCAACGAGUUGAUGGAACUAAACACCUCAACGAGUUGAUGGAACUAAACACCUCAACGAGUUGAUGGAACUAAACACCUCAACGAGUUGAUGGACCUAAACACCUCAACGAGUUGGAACUGAAAAUACCACAUAAACAACAAGGCAGAAUUUAAAGUCCAGGUUUAUUGUUCUUGUCAGUGGCUCAGUAUAGAUGAUAUGUUUAUAAUCUUAUUCAAGUUUAGAUCCUGACUAUUUAAUUGGAGUCAGUUCUGAUUAUUUUGUUAUUUGGCACUUCGGUCACGUCAGAUAGUAGAUGAGACAUGAAGACUUACAGUACCUUAGAAUAUUUCCCAAACUCAUUUUGGUUAUCAGAGCACUUCCAAGCACGACUCUGUGGAACCAUGUGUUAUUUAUGUCAUACUUGUUCUGAGGAUACACCUUGACUGUGUGGAACCAUGUGUUAUUUAUGUCAUACUUGUUCUGAGUAUACACCUUGACUGUGUGGAACCAUGUGUUAUUUAUGUCAUACUUGUUCUGAGGAUACACCUUGACUGUGUGGAACCAUGUGUGUUUCUGUCAUACUUGUUCUGAGUGAUGAAUAAUGACUGAAUAAACGGCCAUGUUCUAGUU
Messenger RNA from Salmo salar (Atlantic salmon), 4973 nucleotides. Its product is annotated as monocarboxylate transporter 4. NCBI's taxonomy places the organism in Eukaryota, Metazoa, Chordata, Actinopteri, Salmoniformes, Salmonidae. Gene Ontology annotation, molecular function: lactate:proton symporter activity. Gene Ontology annotation, biological process: transmembrane transport; monocarboxylic acid transport. The record is from RefSeq and is a predicted model, not a curated record. Gene Ontology annotation, cellular component: basolateral plasma membrane.